Messenger RNA from Rhea pennata, 2873 nucleotides. It is a transcript of the gene MED21, whose product is annotated as mediator complex subunit 21. Gene Ontology annotation, biological process: regulation of transcription by RNA polymerase II. Lineage: Eukaryota; Metazoa; Chordata; Aves; Rheiformes; Rheidae. Gene Ontology annotation, molecular function: transcription coregulator activity. Gene Ontology annotation, cellular component: mediator complex. The coding region runs from base 19 to 453 and encodes 144 amino acids. The transcript is spliced from 4 exons. The record is from RefSeq and is a predicted model, not a curated record.
GGCGGCGGCGGCGCCGCCAUGGCGGAUCGGUUAACGCAGCUGCAGGACGCGGUGAACUCGCUCGCAGACCAGUUCUGUAAUGCUAUCGGCGUGUUGCAGCAGUGUGGCCCGCCUGCCUCUUUCAGCAACAUUCAGACAGCAAUAAACAAAGAUCAGCCUGCUAAUCCAACAGAAGAAUACGCCCAACUGUUUGCAGCGCUGAUUGCACGAACUGCAAAGGAUAUUGAUGUUCUGAUAGAUUCCUUGCCUAGUGAGGAAUCAACUGCUGCUUUGCAGGCUGCUAGUCUGUAUCGAUUAGAAGAAGAAAAUCACGAAGCAGCCGCCCGGCUGGAAGAGGUAGUUUAUCGUGGGGAUAUGCUACUGGAAAAGAUACAGAGUGCUCUCGCAGAUAUUGCUCAGUCCCAGCUGAAGACAAGAAGCAGCACCCAUAGCCAGCCCGUUCCAGACUCGUAGCACCAGGGGGCAGCGCUCUGCUGCAAAACUGAACUGCAGAAAGUCCUGUUGAAAACUGUAGCAGUGUUUCUUACUCUUGUGGGACUCUGAAGUGCUUUGAUCACUGGUAACAAUAUAUUUUAUCAAAGCUCAAACUCCAGGUUUGGUAUGAGAAUCACUUAUAUUGUAGAGUUGGUGUUUCUGUUCUAGAAUUACACAUCUUAAUAUUUUAAAUCAGGAAAAUAUACAUAUUUUAAAUCAGGAAAAUAUACAUUACUUUUCUUUUUUUUCAUAAAUGUCAGACUUUAAUCUGAUUUGUCAUCUUCAUAACACAGAUUUUGGUCCAUAAAGGAAAUUCAUAAGGAAAGUAUUUUUAAGAGUAUUGUGUAAUUCACCCACCUUUACUUUCAAACUUUGGGCUUUUUUUUUGUUUGGUUUUUUUUUUUUUUUUUUUUUUUUUUUUUUUUUUUUUGUAAGGCUUAAGCAUGGAAACACUGUAUAAAUUAUCUGAGUUAACGGAGAAAAUGCUAGACAAUCAGAGGUGAGCACAGUGCUGACCAUCUAUUGUAAUUAACAGAAACGAUAAUUAAGCAGUUUGUAUUUCUGCUUGGCCAUCUUACCCCUUACAGAUUAAGUAAAGAGUUAAAUAAACUCCAGAGCUUGCAGAGUAAGUGUUUUUGCUAGUGGCAUCUCACUGAAAAAGUUAAAUGUGCAGAUAUCCGAUCUUGAUAUUUCUUGUUGUUUGUAAUUCACAAGUGGUUCUUUGACUCCAUUACUGCUACUGAUACACUUGCUGUCACUUGCUUAUGCUAUUUCUCUGCUUCUGCUAAUGUUUUGCAUUCUCAUGGCAACUAGUGAGCGCCUAUAAAGCGCACACUAUUGAGAAAGCACUAGAGGAGUCUGAGAAGACCCCAAAAGUAUCUGAGAGAGCAACUAGCAAUAAGAAAACUAAAAAUAAUUUAUUAUAUAAUAUUGCUUUUUAGUGUAAACAGUUGCUUAUAAUAUUGCUUUAUAGUGUAAGCAGCUGCUUACAUGAAUGCUGUGAUCAUAAGCCACAAGAGGUGUAGUCUCCAUUGAGAGAGGUUUUUGUUUUAUUUCACACACUGAAUAAUUUGUGCCCCUCAUACAAGGACUUUGGAAGUCCCAGCCUCUUCUGUAUGAAAAAUGAACAAGAUAUUUGGGGUUUUGGUAUGUGAGCUUGGAGUUGAACCUUUUGCUGCUAAUUAUCUAUAUUUUUGAGUUAGCUGUCUUGCAUUAUUGUAGGAUGCUCUUUAUUUCCACAUAAUGCAUCUGUUCAUUUGCUGAUCAAAACUACCUAUUUCUAUGUAUUGGACAUACUGUCAUUGGUGUAAAAGUUACAUGUGUUUUUCUAUUGCAUAUAGGCAGGUAAGAGCAAUUCAAAUAUGUCUUUAGCAAUCCAGUCCUUAAGGAUUUGGAUCUGGCUGCUUACUACACUGUGCCAAUAAAAGGAAGAGUAUAACAUGGCACAGGAUAUGUCUUCUAGAGAGUCUAUUUUGAGGAUUAAAAAAUACAAAGCUAUUCCUACAUUUAAUAAUGAUAAUAUCUAAAUAUUUAAUCAAAUAAUAUUAUUUGAUUAAAUAUUUAAUAGUAUUUAAUAAAAAUUACAUCUAUGUAGUCAUAAAUUUAGUCUGCUAUUGUGAGACUCACACACUAUCCAAAUUUCACAGAAGGAAAGACAAUUGGGGCAGUGAGCAGGCUAUACCAUGGUGUUAGUUCUGUAAUUGGAUUUAUUCUUUUUAUUAUUAUUAUUAUUUUUUAAGGGGGCUGUAGUGAUUUACUAAGCCAUGCAGAUAUCCUCAUUUCCUGCUGAGGCUGGAAGACCAAAAUUUUCAUUUAAAGUAAAUCUUGGGGUCUUUUCUUUCCAGGAGGAAAAAAAAAUGCAGCCAGUGCAUUUAUAUAUUGUUAUUCCCAAAACUAGUAGACACAGAAGACUGAAAAGUGUGGGUUUUGUUUGUGGAUUUUUAUUGGACCUUUUAAUUUGGAGCUUGUACAUUGCUGGAAAAGGGGCUAGCUCAUCAUGAUAGAUUCCCAAGUAUAGCUUAACACCUGUAUAACCUCAAAUAUAUUUUGUUAACUUGAAAACUUUCAUUGUGGAAGACGGUGUACAUCUUCAGUAAUGUUACACUUAUUUUAAUUUCAUAUCUUUUGUCUUUCAGUACUUGGAAACUGAUGUAUUACUACUGCCUAGUAUUGCUUUACUGUACAGAUUUUCUUAUACCAGCCCACUUUAUAUUAAAGUGUGUACUGGCAUAAAACAGUUGAUCACAUGCAGAAAUAAACCUUGACAGAGGUGUAAGAUCACUAGUAUAUACAUGUGGUUGCUCUGUACUUUGCCUCUGUCUAGCUUUGCAAAUGUUGCCAAUUUAAUAGAGAUGCAGUUUGUGAAAGUGACUAAUACAAUAAAGAAAAGAAAACUGAAA